AUGGUUACACAACUAUUUAUUUUAUUUUCGAUUGUUGGUUCUCUAACAUUCGCUUUACAAGCUAACGAUUUUUAUGUCCAUGACUUACCACUUUUACCAAAAGCCGCUGCUUCGAUUCGUAUGCAUGCUGGACUUCUACCUGUCAAUCCUCAACAUCAUGGAUCUUUGUUCUUUUGGCAUUUUGAGAAAAAAUAUCAUAGUGACAAAUUAAGAACAGUCAUAUGGCUCAAUGGCGGCCCUGGUUGUAGUAGUCUGAUUGGAGCCUGGAUGGAAAUUGGUCCUUUCCGAUUUCAAGAUGAAAAUACAAUGAUCGAA
This is a messenger RNA of Adineta steineri, 315 nucleotides long. Lineage: Eukaryota; Metazoa; Rotifera; Eurotatoria; Adinetida; Adinetidae. The record is from the annotation of a GenBank genome assembly.